AUGAAGUCCUUAAAAGACGCAUCGACCCACUGGCGGGCGACAUGCAGUUUUGACAAACACGGGAUCAACCAUUACAAAGAUUACGUCCGUGGACGGUUUUCGGAGGCUGAUAUCCUCGAUUUCCUAGGUAAUGGUGUUUGUCUCAAGACCGAGCUUGUGAACAUCCGUGGUCACAUUGGAAUACACAAGACAGCCAGGUUUUGGCAGGUUCCCAACACGUACUUUCUGCACAUCGACAGUUACCAUAAAGGUUGUCAGUUUGAUCCAACUGUCGGUUCUGUGGGAUAUGAAGAUAACUUUGGGUUCUACGGCCGUGUAAAUCUCAAGUUUGCCUGUAGCGUGAAUGAGGACUCUACCACUCAGUGGUGGUUCGGUGGAUAUUAA
Messenger RNA from Orbicella faveolata, 384 nucleotides. RefSeq lists its product as uncharacterized. Lineage: Eukaryota; Metazoa; Cnidaria; Anthozoa; Scleractinia; Merulinidae. The record is from RefSeq and is a predicted model, not a curated record.